AUGCAGCACUACGGGGUGAACGGCUACUCACUGCACGCGAUGAACUCACUGAGCGCUAUGUACAAUCUUCACCAGCAGGCGGCGCAACAGGCCCAGCACGCCCCCGACUAUAGACCCUCGGUACAUGCCCUCACUCUGGCGGAGAGAUUGGCUGAUAUCAUUCUUGAGGCCCGUUAUGGCUCCCAGCACAGAAAGCAGCGUCGCAGUCGGACGGCCUUCACCGCACAGCAGCUUGAGGCUCUGGAGAAGACUUUUCAAAAGACCCACUACCCAGAUGUGGUGAUGAGGGAACGCCUGGCCAUGUGCACUAACCUGCCCGAAGCCCGCGUACAGGUUUGGUUUAAAAACCGCAGAGCAAAGUUUCGGAAGAAGCAGCGCAGCCUGCAGAAAGAGCAGCUCCAGAAGCAGAAGGAGGCGUCAGGAUCCACAGAGGGUUCAGCAGAGGACCCCAAAAGUGACGGCACUGACACCACCCCAGCUCCCUCCACCCGCUCUCCCCCUCCCCCCUCCUCCACCUCAUCCUGUCACUCAGACUCCGACAGACUGACAGCAGCUCAGGCUCAGGCGGCCGAGAUGAGUGUGGAAGUGAACGUCACCUCCCCAGAGCCAUCGGACAGCGAGUCAGCAGCAGAAGAUAAUGCUGACAGAGAAGAGGAGACCAUAAGAGGGGAGCCCAGGGUGAAGAGUGGGGAGGAGGUGCAGGGGGAGGGGGGCGCACGACCAGGGAGCGGCUCUCCAUCCUGCAAACGCCUCAGUCCAACAUCAGACUCUCCACUCAGUUCUCCGGCCCUGCCCUCUUCCAGCGCCGUGUCCAGCAGUUUGGUGACGAGUAACUCCUACGCCUCCUCCCCUCUUAGCCUGUUCCGUCUUCAGGAGCAGUUUCGGCAGCACAUGGCGGCAACCAACAACCUGGUACACUACCCGUCUUUUGACAUGAGUGCACCCUCCUCCCUGCCCUACCUGGGGAUGAAUGUCAACAUGUCUGCGCCCCUGGGAUCUCUGCCCUGUCAGUCCUACUAUCAGACCUUGUCCCAGGCCCAGCAGGUUUGGAACAGCCCACUGUUACAGGCAGCUCCAGGAAGUCUCCCAGGUAGUCUCAACAGUAAGACCACAAGUAUCGAGAACCUGCGGCUGAGGGCCAAGCAGCACGCGGCAUCACUGGGACUGGACACGCUCCCCAACUGACCCUGCUCAUGUCUACAGCACUGACUUAAAGCUGCACUAUGUAACUUUUCAGAUCGAGGGUCGUCCACCUGGUUCAGUCAUGGAGAUUAUUGCUUUGUGUGGAAUGCUCCACAGUAUCGCAUUAAAGAAGCCUUUCCCCAUAAAGACAGCAUCAGGCCACAGGUCAGAUAUGUGCAGGGGGGAUAGAUAAGGAUAAUGUCAUAUUGUGGAGUAUUCUAGAAAAAGCAUGGAUAUCUCCCUGGAGACACAUCCCCCUCUCCAAAAUUCUCCAGCAAUUUCACCUGAAAAAGUGACUCAAAGACAUUAUGUGAAGUCAACCAUUUAUCUUAAGUUGCCCGCAUUACUAUUUUAAGCACAUCUGCUCAUGACAUACAUGGAUCUGGGAAGAUGCUCAAAGUCACAGCUCAUGAAAAGGGAAACCAACUACAUAUACAAAAGCAAAAACAAUUAAAUUCUGUGAACUGUGCAUGCAUGCAUGGACUAUGCCUAUAGAGGGCAGCAGUCAAUCACGUCGGCCAAACAGUCACAACAUCAGGACAGGUUGCCCAAUUGAAUUGUGGUAAAGCUCAU
Messenger RNA from Periophthalmus magnuspinnatus, 1755 nucleotides. Its product is annotated as diencephalon/mesencephalon homeobox protein 1-B-like. NCBI's taxonomy places the organism in Eukaryota, Metazoa, Chordata, Actinopteri, Gobiiformes, Gobiidae. The record is from RefSeq and is a predicted model, not a curated record. The transcript is spliced from 4 exons. The coding region runs from base 1 to 1185 and encodes 394 amino acids. Gene Ontology annotation, biological process: regulation of transcription by RNA polymerase II. Gene Ontology annotation, molecular function: DNA-binding transcription factor activity, RNA polymerase II-specific; RNA polymerase II transcription regulatory region sequence-specific DNA binding.